AUGCAGAAUCAAAAUGCUGCCAUCAAGAAACUGGAGACACAAAUUGGUUAUCUAUUCAAGCAGCUUUCUAACCACAACCUUUGCAAUGAUAACAAUUCAAGCAAAGAGGAGGAGUGUCAAGCUAUAACACUUAGGAGUGGGAAGGAACUUAAGGAACUCUCCCAAAAACCACAAGAAGAAGGCUCAAAUGAAAAGGGAGAAGAGCAAGAUGGAGUUCAAACUCUCACUUCAAGUCCACAAAAAGAAAAAGGGAUGCCAAAACUGAACACCUCAAGAGCUCCAUAUCCUCAGCAGUUGAAGAAAAAGGAAGAUGACAACCAGUUCCACAAACUACCCCAGAAGUUGAAGGAUCAUGGGAGCUUUCAGAUCCCUUGUAUUAUAGGGGAAAUCACAGUAGAGAAGGCCCUUUGUGACUUAGGAGCCAGCAUCAAUUUGAUGUCAGUAGCAAUGAUGAAGAAGAUGAAGAUCGAAGAGUCUAAACCAACAAAAAUGGCCUUACAACUGGCAGACCGAUCGUUCAAGUUCCCUCAUGGCAUAGUAGAGGAUUUGUUGGUGAAAGUAGGAGACUUCAUAUUCCCGGCAGAUUUUGUAGUGUUGGACAUGCAGGAGGAAGCCAAGACCUCCAUUAUUCUGGGAAGGCCGUUCUUGGCUACUGCUGGAGCUAUCAUUGAUGUCCAAAAAGGUGAUCUUACCUUGAGAUUACACAAUGAAAAGAUGACAUUCAAUGUGUUCAAGGCCAUGAGUUGCCCACCAGAACAAUUGGGGGAAUGCAUGAGGUUAGACGCACUUGAAGAAGAAGUGCAGGAGUGUUUUGAAGAAGAAGAGCAUGAAGAGCCUGAGAGAUCAAUGGAGGAGGAGUAUAUAUCAAGUGAGGAUGUUGCAACAGCAGAGAGUCAUGUUCAAGAUGCACCAAAGGAAGAGACUGAAAAGUCAGAGGAACCCAAGGUUGAACUCAAAGCAUUGCCACCCACUCUCAAAUAUGCAUACCUAGGAGAAAAUGAAAACUACCCAGUGAUCAUAAGCUCAUGCCUCAGCCAAGAUCAAGAGGAUAAACUGCUCAAGGUGCUGCGGGAGCAUAAGGACGCCAUCGGAUGGACCCUUGCUGACCUGAAGGGAAUCAGUUCAGCUAUACACAUGCAUAAAAUAUUGUUGGAAGAUGAUGCAAAACCAUCCAUUCAAUCCCAAAGAAGGCUGAACCCAAUCAUGAAGGAAGUGGUACAGAAAGAGGUUAUGAAGCUUUGGCAAGGAGGAGUAAUAUACCCGAUCUCAGACAGCCCUUGGGUCAGCCCCGUGCAUGUUGUGCCCAAGAAGGGAGGAAUCACUGUGGUUCCCAAUGAGAGGAACGAACUGAUACCUACAAGGACCGUCACAGGAUGGCGGAUGUGCAUUGACUAUCGGAAACUCAAUGAAGCUACACGAAAGGAUUAUUUCUCUCUCCCAUUUAUGGAUCAGAUGUUGGAAAGACUCGCAGGACAUGCUUAUUACUGUUUUCUUGAUGGAGGAAUAGUUCUUGGCCAUAAGAUUUCUAACCAAGGAAUCGAAGUGGACAGGGCUAAAGUGGAACUUAUUGAAAAGCUUCCUCCACCCAGUGAUGUCAAGGCAAUUAGAAGCUUUUUAGGGCAUGCUGGCUUUUACAGAAGAUUUAUUAAAGAUUUUUCAAAAAUAGCUAAGCCCUUGAGUAAUCUCCUUGUAUCAGAUACACCAUUCAUCUUCGAUGAAACCUGCAUGUUGGCAUUCGAGCAUUUGAAAGAAAGAUUGUCCUCUGCCCCUAUCAUCUCCCCACCUGAUUGGAGCUUACCCUUUGAAUUGAUGUGUGAUGCAUCUGACUUUGCAGUAGGGGCAGUGUUAGGACAGAGGAAAAAUAACUUAGCCCAUGUAAUAUACUAUGCUAGCAAGGUCCUCAAUAAUGCUCAAAGAAAUUAUACCACUACUGAAAAGGAAUUGCUAGCCAUAGUUUUUGCAUUUGACAAGUUUAGAUCGUACCUCAUUGGUGCUAAAGAGUUUGAUAUUGAAAUCAGAGACAAGAAGGGAGUGGAGAACAAGGUGGCAGAUCACCUAUCCAGGAUUCCUCAUGAGGAAGGGGGAACACAUGAUAUUAGUGUGAACGAGCUCUUCCCUGAUGAGCAGUUAAUGACAGUGCACAAAGCCCCAUGGUUUGCAGACAUUGCCAACUUCAAGGCAACUGGGGCUCUACCUCCAGGGAUCAAUAAACAUCAAAAGAGGAAGCUCAUGAAUGAUGCAAAAUACUUUGUCUGGGAUGAGCCUUAUCUCUUCAAGAAGUGUUCAGAUGGAAUCCUUAGAAGAUGUGUCUCAGAAGAGGAAGGACGAGAGGAUGCCAAAGAACUGGUAAGGAGCUACAAUGAAUGCCAAAGAUCUGGGAACUUGCCCAAAAGAAAUGCCAUGCCACAGAAUUUUAUUUUGGAACUGGAAGUAUUUGAUGUGUGGGGAAUAGAUUUCAUGGGACCAUUCCCAACCUCAUGUGCAAACAAGUACAUCUUGGUAGCAGUGGAUUAUGUGUCCAAAUGGGUAGAGGCCAUUGCAACCCCAACAAAUGACAACAAAGUGGUCAUGAACUUCCUCAGGAAGAAUAUCUUCAGCCGGUUCGGAGUCCCAAGAGCCCUCAUCAGUGAUGGAGGGAGCCAUUUUUUGUAA
Molecule: messenger RNA, 2652 nt
Organism: Arachis stenosperma
Lineage: Eukaryota; Viridiplantae; Streptophyta; Magnoliopsida; Fabales; Fabaceae
Exons: 5
Coding region: 1-2652 (883 amino acids)
Biological process (GO): DNA integration
Molecular function (GO): nucleic acid binding
Source: RefSeq, a predicted model, not a curated record